GCAUUCUUCACUCUAAGAAUCCCGCUGAAAACAUAUUAUACAAAGCCUCCAAAUAACAAUCUUGGCCUUGCCCAACCUAGUCUCCACUCAUCCACAAUGAAGCUCUCCACGGCGAUCACAGCUUUUGGCCUCGUUUCCACCGCCUGGGCUCAAACAGCCGUUGACACUAUCGCAACUGUCGCCGCUAAUCUUGAAGAAACCCUUCCACAGUACGAGACUGCUGUCGUCGCGAGUGCCAAUGCGGUCGAAGACGCAGCCAAUUCCGUGGCUCUCCUCGCAGCCGAGGCUCAGCUCGUCGCCGGUUUGACCGCGAUCGACACGGCCUUGACCAGCGCCGAGACUCAGAUCGCGGCCGUGACGGUCGGGGCCGCGGGCGGUGUCACUGGCGCCGCUACCGGGCUCACCCAGACUGACAUCAACACCCUCACGACGGCCACCCAGAACAUCGUCACCGCCCUCCAGGGCAUCAGUGCGACCGUCACACCCAUCUAUAGCCUUGGUGGUAAUGCUCAGGCGACUGCAGCCACCGAGCUUGCGGUGCUUGCGGCCACAGUCCAGCCAUUUGUGGCGCCCCUGCAGGCUUAUCUCGCUGCUGUUCUCCAGAGCUACGCGGGUGGUAGCGUCGACGUCACCGGGCUGGGGGCUGCUCAGACGGCUUUACAGAAUGCGGUCACCAGUGUCAUUAAUACCAUCGGUGCUUAAUCGAAUGGUUUAAAGCUUGGGUUGAGCUGGCGGAAUACUGGUGACGGGUGGCUCCCCGGGGUGGGGGGGUCCCUUUGGCUGGUGGUGAUGCUCAUGCAGCUUCGGAAGAGUCUGGGAGGAGGCAUGGAGUGAUUUCGUUAGGUCAUUGUGUUCGUUUCACACAGCUCUCAACAGCAAGAACAGUAGUACUAGCAGCAGCAGCAGCAGCACCGAUGAAGACAUGGGCACCACUCAACUUGGUUGCUCGUGAACUUCACCAAAUCGCAAUUGUCGAUGAACAGGGCAUAUCAAUUCUUCCGUUGCGUG
Molecule: messenger RNA, 1008 nt
Organism: Cryphonectria parasitica EP155
Lineage: Eukaryota; Fungi; Ascomycota; Sordariomycetes; Diaporthales; Cryphonectriaceae
Exons: 2
Coding region: 97-702 (201 amino acids)
Source: RefSeq, a predicted model, not a curated record